Messenger RNA from Clavispora lusitaniae ATCC 42720, 723 nucleotides. Its product is annotated as mitochondrial 54S ribosomal protein mL67. Gene Ontology annotation, cellular component: mitochondrion. Gene Ontology annotation, molecular function: single-stranded DNA binding; DNA strand exchange activity; structural constituent of ribosome. NCBI's taxonomy places the organism in Eukaryota, Fungi, Ascomycota, Pichiomycetes, Serinales, Metschnikowiaceae. The record is from RefSeq and is a predicted model, not a curated record. Gene Ontology annotation, biological process: DNA recombination.
AUGCCGAUCAUGCGCUUGAGAGCAGAGAAAAAGAUGAGGAAACACCUCCUCGAGCAGUUGAAAGCUCGUAAGGUGUUGGGCGCUCGUCUUGCCCAAGGAUACAAGUCCGAGGAAGACCUUGCCCGGUUGAACUUGGCGCCGCAAGUUUUCAUGUUCAAGAACUUGUUUUCGGGCCAGGUUUUGUACUCACAGGUGCCCGGGUUCCACCAGGACCAGAUCGACGCGCAGUUUCUCAGACCGAACUGGGAGAACAGAAAACCCAGCAGAAGAAGCGAUUUGUGGAGAAUCAUGUGUGUGGUGAACUUUGGCAGUUACGAGUAUGCUGUGGCGGCCUACAACGGCUUGGUGCACUUGAGAGAAGCCAGAGAUAUCCAUUUGAAGAAAGAAGCAAAAGCCAUGAGAAAGAAGGACGACGAGGGAAACACAUGGUACUCGGGCCAAUACAGACCUACACAUGCCCAGGAGGCCAUUGCAGACUUGGCCCAUGUCAUUGACGAGUUUGAGUUGGAAAACACAAAGGCAUUUUGGGAGUCCAUGUGGAGAAAGGGCGAAGACGAGCACUGGAGAGCAGACUUGGUUGAGCACGAUUCCUUGCCGGCCUUUUCGCCAAAGUUCCAGAGCGUGAUGUUGGACGAAAUGAGAGAAAUGGCCUUGGCCGAGUUUGCCAAGUUGCGGGCGCAGGAGGAACUGGCCGAGCAAGAGGCCGCUGAGGUUGUAGCAUAG